AAUGUGAUUUUUUAAAAAGAUUACGUACAAUUUUUCACUUCAUUUAUAUGCUAUUUUUACGUAUAUCAUAUAAAAUGAAACACUGUGUUUCAUAAUUAAAGUUAAAGAGAUUCGUAUAAAAUUUCACUUUCUCUUUGCCAAUUCUUGGUUAUAGGGCGUCAAAGUGUAUAGUAAUCUAUGAAUUUAGGCGUAUUUAAUAGAGUUAAUCUUAAGGAUUCCCAAGGAGGAAUGUAUUCCGAAUGGGCUUCUCUAAGUGUUCUAGUUCAACAAGGAUCGGAGGAGAGCCAAAGUGUUCUCGAAAAAUUUUCGCCCGGGGCAGGAAAAGAAGUUGCCUUGUCUAUUGUACGUCAACUUGCUACAAAUCUUGGCAUCACACAAGCCGCUGAGCCUAGUCCAUUGUGUACCGAUAAAGAAGUGCAAUGGUGUAUGGAAGUAAUAUGUUUUGGAUUAUCAUUACCAUUGGCCGAACAUGAUACCGUUAGGGAUUGUGUUAACGUGUAUUGCGAGUGGUUAUCUGCAUUAUAUUCUACGCCAAAAAUUUGUGUACCCAGACCGAUUGUAGACGAUCCUAAUUUUUAUGCCAGAAAAAUAAUAAGCCAUUUUCAUAAUUUAUUUGUUCCACGAAAAGGAGAAGUCUGGCCAUUUUUAUAUCAGGAUUUAGGAACGGAUACAAUUAAUCGACAAGCUGUUUUGUGUCAUAGAGUACUUAGAACAUUACAACAAAUUGCAAGGGGUCCUGCAACUUUAGAAAGAGAAACUUGGGAAAGCUUAUUAUUAUUUCUCGUUGGAAUUAAUGAUGCACUUUUAGCACCCCCGGCAACAAGGGAAGAUGCUGGAGAACAAUUAUGCGAAAGAGUUUUAGGCGUAUUGUUAGAGGUGUGGUUAGUAGCAUGUGAACGUAACUUUCCUUCUCCACCGUUAUGGCGUACUUUACGGGAAUCUUGUCUUCGAUGGCGACACAGAUUAGCAUUGGUAGAGCAAUGGAAUCGUGUCUGUCUUGCACUUACAGCAAGACUUUUACAAAUUAUGUAUGGUCCAAUGUUUCCAGAAUUAAAAAUAAGUGAAGAAGAUUCUCAGCUUGUACCACCUUCAAUGUCGGACGAAGCUGUGGCACAAGCAUGGUACAGACUUUUGCGAACGAUAGGUGAUCCAGUUGACUUAUGUAGGCCUGCUGUUGUUUCACAGACACAAGCAUUUUUGCAGUAUGCCAUUGCUAGCCCAAAUGUUAUAGAUCCUUGUCAACACCCAUGUUUACAAAGUUUACCGCAAAUAUUUUUAAAGGCAAUAAAAGGUAUAGCAGGACAAGUUGAUGCUUUUCUUGGAGUUUCACAGGCAUGUUGCUGGGAAGAAUGUUGUGUAUCCACCAUCGGCUCUGGAUCUGCUAGCAUUGGAAGUGGGGGUAUAGGGUGGGACAAAUCAAGUGGGAAGGAUUCGACACAGCCUUCUCCUACACCUCCGACACAACGCAGACUUGCCAAAAGUUUCAGUGUAACACCUUCUGCAGUAACUAAGGGAAUUCCAAAAGCUUCCUUAAUUGGUUUAACAACAAGUCGUGUUUCGAGUACAUCGCCCAUGUUAAUAUCUAAUUCAGGACCUUCAUCUGCCUCGAGUACAACAUCUAUGGCUUCUCUAGUUCAAGAUAUUAGGCCUCCUUUAGCUCCAGGACGUCCAAAGUGCAACAGUAUAUUGCAUCUUUUUGGAGAGUGGUUAUUUGAAGCUGCAUUUAUAGGCACUGAUGGAUGGUCACAAAGUCUACCACAACCAUCGGGUGCGACAAAACGUCCAUCUUCUGUACUCGUUGAGGGCCCUAGUUCAUUACAAGAAAGCAUUAACGAUGUUCCACCAACGCUUUGUAUAGAUCGUUAUGAAUCUGGAAGGGCAGAAGCCUUAGGUGCGCUAUGCAGGAUAUUUUGUGCUAAAAAAACCGGUGAAGAAAUUUUACCUGUUUAUCUAGCCAGGUUUUAUCAAGCAAUGCAUCAUGGUCUUAAAGUUGACGAAUCUCGAGAAUGUGGCGAAACGUUAGCAAGUAUACUUUUGAAUUCUGCGGAUUUAUUUCGCUUAGAUUUAAACGGUGUUCAGAUAUUAGUACCUGCAGUGAUAUCAGCUUUAGAGACAGUAUUACCAGAAAAAGAUUUGAAACUUAAAUCUAAUAUAGUAUCGAAACCAGAUUUACGAAGAGCCUCCAUACAUCUAUUAAUAUCAAUGCUGGCAUUACCUCUUCACUUCCAAAAUCUUGCUAUCAAGGAAUUACCAACAUUUCUAAGUCCGAUGAUUACAGAAAAAUGUCACGUAACAUUUGCACAAUUAAAAUCAAGACUUAUGAAUUUGCUUAUCAAUGCGUUACAAGUUGAAACUGAUUCUCAGAAUACUCAUAUGUUAUUAGGAGCUCUUUUAUUAAGCGUACAAGAUUCUGCGGCGGCAGAAGAAGUUGAACAAGUCACACAACCUGACACUGUAGCACAUGAUUCUACAGUAAAUUUAUUAUCAUCAGUCACCAGCGAUUCAGCCAGUCAAAUAAGUAUAUCCAGUGAUCAACGAUCGCUCGGCGAAGCCUCAGAUAUUACAACUCUUCAAGAGGAAUGUAUUGUAUUCGAUUCAGCUCAUGCUCUUUUCGUGCGAGCAACAUAUUUAGUUUGCCACAGAUUAAUAUCAUCUUGGAAAACAGACCUAAAUAUUUCUCUGGCGGCUCUUGAAAUAUUAUCUGGAUUAGCAAGAACACGCAUUCGUGAAACAGCAAGGAAACUUACAGAUGCUUUGGAAUGUAAACGUGCUGUAAAAUGGCUUUGCGAUUACAUUGCGUAUCAAUGUUGGCGUCCACCGCCAGCACAUUCAAAAGAUCUUCAUUCCUCUAUUGUUGCUGCUUUUAGUUGUUUGACAACUUGGUUAACUGCUCAUCCGCAAUUACUGCAAGAUAAAGAUUGUCUAACAACAGUUUUGGAAGUAGUUGAACUUGGAGUAUCAGGAACAAAAAGUGUAGGGAAACCUGGUGAACCUAUUAAGAUGAAAGAUGAGAAAGAACUAAAACCAGCAUCUAUGCGCGUCAGAGAUGCUGCUGAUGCUCUUCUUACAGUUAUUCUGGAACAGGUUGGGUAUUUUCCAAGUGCAUGUGGAGCGCAAUCAUUAUCAUCUUUAUUAGAUGAAGUAUCACUUUUACGACAUUGCAACAGUUGGACCGGUGGUUGUGUACCACGUCAAGCUGCAGUUGAAAGAUUUCGAUAUUUCGUUGCUGAAAAUGCUACUAUAUUAGCUUUAUUAGAAGAACCUCUUGGGAAUGAUCAAGAUCCACAGCCUACUGUAACUGUAUUAAUACGUGGUCCAUUUGGUAGGCAUGCAUGGACAAUGCAACUUCGACAUUUACCAAGGCACAGAUCCAGUAUUAGAAGCGUAAAUACAAAUCCUGGUCGACCGCUGCCAUUAGCAGAAGCAGCACCACGAACAGAUUAUAAACCUAGAUUCUUUCCUGAUAAUGUUGAUCGAAUUCCUCAUUGUAAAGUAGAUGAAUCCAUACCAAGUCUUGAAGCAGUCAUGAAUGAUAACAAUGAAGUUAGAAACGAACAUCAAAUUUUAUCACAGUUAUUAGAACGUCAAAUGAAUAUCGAGUCAAAAUGUAAUGGAAACGAUAAAAUCUCGGAAGAAAAAACAGAGGAAUGCGUACCACCUCAAAUUUGUCAUGAAUUUCAAACUGCACGUCUUUUUUUGAGUCAUUUUGGUUUUUUGAAUAUGGAACCUAAACAAAACGAUGAAUCUAGAAACAGUGGCCUUAUUGCUAUAGAUCCAACCAUUCCAGGAUUUUGUUUAGAUUUAGAAACAUUAGAUAACAUUAGUCCAAGAACGUGUGAUACUGUAUAUAUUUUUUAUGUGAAAGCUGGUCAAAAAGCUCCAACAGAAAUAUUAUCUAAUGUGUUACACGAAACAAAUGUAUCGCCAAAUUUCUUGGAGUUUUUAAAUUCUCUUGGAUGGUCAGUCUCUAUAUCGGUGCAUGCAGGUUGGACAGGUCAUGUUUCUACCUCGUGGAGAGUGACAUCGCAUCUGAAUGUGCCACCGCCAACUCAUAACGAUCACGGGGGAUCUCUUUAUAAUGGGGAUACCCAUGUACUUUAUUGGGCAGACGUUAGCUCAGAAAUUGCUUUUGUUGUACCAACUCAAUCGUACAAUAUCUUAAAUUCAGACUCGUUAGAAGAAGCAAGUUAUACUAGUGAUAUUAGCGUUAAUCAAGUCUGGUUUGAAAGAAGUAUCAGUGAACAUACUAAUUCUCGAAAUUAUGGAACAGGACAAAGUACAAUACAAAACUCACGAGCAAUGUCACUCGACUUAGAAAAGCAACCCCCAAGUUUAACAGGAUCUAGUCCUUCUAGUACUUCUAGUACAGACCCAGUGAAACCAAAAAGGACAGUUAAACAAGUUUUACCUGUACAAACUGAUAUUAAAAUUAUGGUCGUUUGGCUAGAAAGUUUAGAAGAUUAUGCUCAAUUUCCAAUUGGUGAUCUUCUCCCUUGCACUUAUACUGGCCUUGAACAAUCCAGAGCGAUACAACCAUCGGAUGUACAAGUAAUUUUUCUUCAAGCUCUUGGUAGUGGAUUAAUGAGAGUCAGAUUACAAGGUCCAGUUUCUAGAAUCAAUUUAGCUACUCCUUUAAUCGAUGGUAUGGUUGUGUCUAGAAGAGUAUUAGGAACACUUGUUAGGCAAACAGCAUUAAAUAUGGGACGUAGAAAAAGACUUGACAAUGAUAGUUAUCAUCCGCCACAUGUACGUAGGCGCUUAAAAAUUCAAGAAAUUGUACAAAAGUAUAGGAAAAAUUUAACCGAUCCAGAAUUAUUAACACUUUUAUUUAGUAGCACUCAAACUUAUCAAGUUUAA
This is a messenger RNA of Colletes gigas, 4857 nucleotides long. Its product is annotated as ral GTPase-activating protein subunit beta-like. Gene Ontology annotation, biological process: activation of GTPase activity; regulation of small GTPase mediated signal transduction. The coding region runs from base 178 to 4857 and encodes 1559 amino acids. The record is from RefSeq and is a predicted model, not a curated record. Lineage: Eukaryota; Metazoa; Arthropoda; Insecta; Hymenoptera; Colletidae. The transcript is spliced from 24 exons. Gene Ontology annotation, molecular function: GTPase activator activity.